CAGAACAUCUAAUAGUGGAAUAUCAUAGUAUUAAGUGAGUUAUUCCAGAAGAGACAUUGUCUUUGGUGCUACAUGGAUCAUAUUGACAAGGUACUUACUACAAAUACUACCAACCGAAAGGUCUGACUCCAUGCCAAUUUAUUUAGAGUUUAUCACCACCACCAGUGAGUAAGUUUCUGGAGAAUAGGAACCCUUUCCUUGUUCAUCAUUGCAGACUUCUGUGCCAAAAACUGACACAAUUCAAAUAAGUCUUUACUAAAUGUAGGACUUGACUAUUGGCCUUUGAUUACGUUCUCCACAGAGGAGACUAUCCACUAAGACUUUGAGAUAGAAUCGUUUACUUGUAAUCCCAGCAAAAUCAUCUGAGGAGAAGUAGAAUUGUCAAAGGAAGAUGUAAUGGGCUCUUUGGUAGAAGACCUCAAUAGAUAUUUACUAAAUGUUUAUUGUAUGUAAACCACUGCGGAAGACAUAAUGAUGAAGAUGUGUCUGUAACAUAAUAGAUGUAUUCAUAGUCAUGUUCACAAUUUCAUUUCAGGUCCUGUUCUGAGCUCUCAUCCUUGAAACAGGCCUUAUAGAAGAGUAAAUGGGACAUAGUAACAAUGUAACAGAAUUUGUCCUCCUGGGCCUCACUCGGGAUCCUGAGGGGCAAAAAGCAUUGUUUGUCAUGUUUUUACUCAUCUACAUUGUGACAAUGGUGGGCAACCUGCUCAUUGUGGUGACUGUUUUUGCCAGCCCCUCUCUGGCUUCCCCAAUGUACUACUUCCUUGUCUAUCUAUCACUCAUGGAUGCGGUUUAUUCUACUGUUAUUUCACCCAAAUUGAUUAUGGACUUACUUUGUGAUAAAAAGACAAUUUCCUUCCCUGCUUGCAUGGGACAGUUAUUUCUAGAACACUUAUUUGGAGGUACUGAGGUCUUCAUUCUGGUGGCAAUGGCCUAUGAUCGCUAUGUGGCCAUCUGUAAGCCACUGCACUACUUGACCAUCAUGAAUCAACAGGUUUGCAUCCUGCUGGUAGUGGUGGCCUGGGUUGGAGGUUUUGUCCACUCUAUGAUUCAACUUCUCUUUGUGUACAACCUCCCAUUUUGUGGACCCAAUGUCAUUGAUCACUUCAUGUGUGACAUGUAUCCAUUAUUGGAACUUGCCUGCACUGACACUUACGUUGUAGGCCUCACUGUGGUUGCCAAUGGUGGAGCAAUUUGUAUGGUCAUCUUUAUCUUUCUACUAAUCUCCUGUGGAGUCAUUCUGAAUUCCCUUAAAGCUCACAGUCAGGAAAGGAGGCGCAAAGCCCUGUCUACCUGCAGUUCCCACAUCACAGUGGUUGUCCUCUUUUUUGUUCCCUGUAUUUUCAUGUAUGUUAGACCUGUUUCCAACUUUCCCAUUGAUAAAUCCAUAACUGUGGUUUGUACAGUUAUCACUCCCAUGUUGAAUCCUUUAAUAUACACCCUGAGAAAUUCAGAGAUGAAAAAUGCCAUGGAAAAACUCUGGUUUACAAUGUUAACCUUAGGUAGAAUAAAAGUGUGUCACCCACACUGAACACAUUUGUUACUA
This is a messenger RNA of Equus caballus (horse), 1546 nucleotides long. NCBI's taxonomy places the organism in Eukaryota, Metazoa, Chordata, Mammalia, Perissodactyla, Equidae. The record is from RefSeq and is a predicted model, not a curated record.